AUGGGGCGCGCCCAGUCGUCCCAGGGGACAGCCGAGGAGAAGGUCGCGGCGGCUCUCUCCCAGUUGCUCGCCCAGGCCCCGUCCGGCCGCUUGUCGCUCGGCGCUUGCCGCGCGUUGCUGCAGCGGCUGAAUUUGCGGCCGGUGCAGGCGCACCGGCUGCUGCACACCGCCGCAGCGACGCUCUUCUUCCCUUCGGUCGCGGCGCGGGAGGAGUUGUGCGGCGUGCUGGCGACGGCGCGCCACACCCUCGACGUGUGCGUCUUUACUCUCUCGGACCGGCGCAUCGCCGACACGGUCCUCGAUGCGCACAAGCGCGGCGCGGCGGUGCGGCUAAUCACAGACGAUGUGACUGCGAUGAACGACGGGUCACUCGUCUUUGAGCUCGCCGAAGCGGGGGUCGCAACGGUGGUGGACUCAGACUUCGAGGAGUGGAGGACGGCAGAGGACGGGUCCAUGCGUCGCUCCGGCUCGACGCCGCGGCACAUGCAUCACAAGUUUUGCCUCGUGGACGGCCAGAUACUGCUCACUGGGUCGUACAACUUCAGCUGGUCCGCGGGCAACGUCAACUGCGAAAACAUGCUCAUCACCGACGACCCGUACCACGUGCGCCGCUACGGCGAGGCGUUCGAGGGCCUGUGGCGCGAGUUUCGGCGCGCGAUGUACGUCUCGCGACAGGAGGCGGCGGUGCGUAUCCAGAGGAUCGAGCGUGGGCGGCGCGAGCGCACCGCCGGCGCCCGAGGCAUGCGGCAGGUGGUCAACGCUGCGUCUGUCAAGGCGAACGCCGGCCGCCGCAUAGCCGGCGGCCGCUCGCCGCGCGCGCGAUGAAACCAAGGUGGUCGGGUAACACCGCUCCAGCUGAUACUCGCAUCAGUCUGUUGGUGUAUUUGGCCCGCAGGGCGCGACGGAGCGCACGACUCACACCGUUACUGUUUCCACGCGGUAGGACAGAGCGAAAAAGUAACAGAACUCCAUGUGCGGA
Molecule: messenger RNA, 979 nt
Organism: Emiliania huxleyi CCMP1516
Lineage: Eukaryota; Haptophyta; Isochrysidales; Noelaerhabdaceae
Exons: 2
Coding region: 1-825 (274 amino acids)
Molecular function (GO): RNA endonuclease activity producing 5'-phosphomonoesters, hydrolytic mechanism; protein binding
Source: RefSeq, a predicted model, not a curated record